Molecule: messenger RNA, 1496 nt
Organism: Xyrauchen texanus (razorback sucker)
Lineage: Eukaryota; Metazoa; Chordata; Actinopteri; Cypriniformes; Catostomidae
Gene: pip5kl1
Product: phosphatidylinositol-4-phosphate 5-kinase-like 1
Exons: 10
Coding region: 123-1496 (457 amino acids)
Biological process (GO): phosphatidylinositol metabolic process
Molecular function (GO): phosphatidylinositol kinase activity
Source: RefSeq, a predicted model, not a curated record
CGCGCGAGCACAUCAAUCUCUCCCUCUCAUCCUCACUGUAAUGUCACACGAGGAUAGUAAGAAUGCGCUGAUUUUUACAACAACGACAUACAGAGACUUGGACAUGUAUUAGCGUUUCCAGAAUGAGUCAAACCGAGAUGGAGAUGUCAGGGGCAAGUGUGAGUCGACACAGCCGUGCAAUGAAGAGGAGACGGUGGGGAGGGCUGAGGCAACAGUGGAAAAUGCUGGGUCUGUUUGAGAUUGACCAACAGCAUGAGUUCUACAGCCUCACCUGUAUGAUGAAAGAAGGACUGUGUGCCACCAUGCAGAACACCAUUGACAACCCUUUACCUGAUGAACUUUCUGAGAAGGACUACAGUCUUGAUGUAACACAAAUCCAUAAGGACUUCAGGAUGGAGACAUAUGCGGGGCCGGUGUUUGCCACUCUGCGACGCUCCCUUGGGAUGACAGAGAAGGAAUAUCAGCAAUCCCUCUCCUCAGAAGGCAACUAUCUGCAAUUCAUCAGCAAUUCCAAGAGCAAGGCGGACUUCUUCCUAACUAAUGACAAGAGGUUCUUCAUAAAGACACAGAGUAGGAGAGAAGUGCGAUUUCUCUUGUCUAACUUGAGAAUCUACAUGGAACAUCUGGAGAAGUAUCCACACACUCUGCUUGUCAAAUUUUUAGGUGUUCACAGGAUAAAAAUUCCACAUCAGAAGAUGAAGUACUUCAUUGUGAUGCAUAGUGUCUUCUACCCAGAAGACAGAAUCACUGCUAGGUAUGAUAUUAAGGGCUGUGAGGUGAGCCGGUGGACGGACCCAGCCCCUGAAGGCAGCCAAAUCAUUGUUGUUUUGAAGGAUCUCAAUUUUGAGGGGCAAUUCAUUAAGCUUGAUCAGCAGCGUCCAUGGCUCAUUCGUCAGGUGGAGAUUGACACAGCCUUUCUUCAGGCGCUCAAUGUGUUGGACUACAGUUUUCUGCUGGCCCAUCAGCCGCUCCAUCAGGAUGAACUCAGCCAGAGUCUCUCUUUCGCAGCGCUCAUCAUGCGCACCAAAAAGUCAGUAAAUGCAUCUUCAAGUCCAACACAUGUCAAUACACCCACUGUUCCAGGGGUGAUGUCAGAGGACGACUCCACCCUUCUCUACUCAGAAUUAAACUGUGCAACAACAAAGUGUCACAUAACAGAAACACACAAUGGCAGUGGUGGAACAGACAAUGGAAGUCUUGAGGAAGAAAAAAUUGAGCAAACUAGCAGGGUGGGAGCAGAUUCAGCCGAUCUGCAACUGUUCCAGACCCAGAACCGGAGACUGCUUCCUAACUUGAAGAACCCGCUUCAUGUCAUUGAUGGACCAGAGCAGCGUUACUUCAUAGGGAUAAUUGACAUAUUCACUGUUUAUGGUUUCAAAAAGAGGCUUGAACAUAUGUGGAAGAGACUUAGACACCCACGGCAAACAUUCUCCACGGUUAGCCCUCCAGCAUACUGUCACAGGCUAUGUCAGUGGGUUCAAAACCAUACCAAAUAA